ACUUCUCACCAACCCUCACAAAACACGGUCGCACAAAGAGACAGGUAAAGAUAGAGUGAGCUGUUAGUCAUGGGUUCUUCUGGGUUUUCAUCAUCUUCCACUGCAGAGGAAGUUACUCAAGGAAUCGAUGGGAGUGGCCUCACUGCAAUUGUCACAGGAACAACCCAUGGUAUUGGCACUGAGACGGCAAGAGUUCUUGCUUUGCGUGGUGUACAUGUGAUUAUGGCAGCCAGAGAUGUGAUUGCAGCAAAAACUAUCAAAGAGGUAAUACUUGAAGAGAUUCCCACAGCCAAAGUUGAUGCCAUGGAGUUAGAUCUUAGCUCAAUGGCAUCCGUUAGGAAGUUUGCAUCGGAGUUCAUUUCAUUUGGUCUUCCAUUGAACAUCUUGAUAAACAAUGCAGGAAUAAGCGCAUUCCCUUUCACGCUGUCCAAAGACAACAUCGAACUACUAUUUGCUACAAAUCACUUAGGUCAUUUUCUUUUAACAAAUCUUUUGUUGGAUACUAUGAAGAAAACUGCAAGUGAAAGCAAGAAAGAAGGAAGAAUUAUUAAUGUUUCCUCUGAUGGUCACCAAUAUACAUAUCCUGAAGGAAUCCUUUUUGAUAAAAUUAAUGACGAAUCAAGUUACCAGAAGUGGCGUGCAUAUGGGCAAUCAAAGCUUGCUAACAUUUUACAUGCCAACGAACUUGCAAGACUUCUUAAAGAAGAUGGGAUAGAUAUUACUGCAAAUUCUCUUCAUCCAGGAGCUAUUAUCACCAAUAUUUAUAAACCAGAGCUUAGUGGCCCAGUGCCAACUGAUCUAAUGAAUAUGCUUGGAGAUUAUCUGCUUAAAAGUAUCCCGCAGGGAGCAGCAACAACAUGCUAUGUAGCAUUGCACCCACAAGUGAAGGGGAUUAGUGGCGAGUAUUUUUCAGAUAGUAAUCUGGCUAAAGCAAGCUCACUGGCAACAGACACUGAUUUGGCUAAGAAACUUUGGGAUUUCAGCAUGAAAAUAAUUGACUACAAUGCCCAUGAUUCAUGAGCAGAUGUGAAUGCUGAUGGCAUAUACUUCCUUAGUGACUAAAUAAUAACUACUGUGAACAUUUGUAGUUUUUAAUAAUAAAUUUCCAUCGAUCCUUUGUGCCCUA
Glycine soja is the source of this 1126-nucleotide messenger RNA. RefSeq names its product short-chain dehydrogenase TIC 32, chloroplastic-like. The record is from RefSeq and is a predicted model, not a curated record. NCBI's taxonomy places the organism in Eukaryota, Viridiplantae, Streptophyta, Magnoliopsida, Fabales, Fabaceae. The transcript has 8 exons. The coding region runs from base 70 to 1020 and encodes 316 amino acids.